AUGAUAAGGAUUGGCACGUCAAAAUCUAGAAUUGUCUUGGGCAUACUUCUUUUGCGUGAUAAACUGAUAUAUGUUCUUGUUGUAAUCAUUGAAACCUUACUUGUGAUCACAGAAUCAAAAGAGAGGAUUGUUGCUAAUCUGGCAAACUUUGCAUAUGAUCCUUACAAUUACACGUUUUUGCGCCAGCUUAAUGUUUUGGAACUUUUCCUAGACUGCAUAACUGAGCCCAAUGAGAAACUUGUGGAGUUUGGUGUUGGAGGGAUCUGCAAUUCUUGUGUUGAUCCUGCAAAUGUGGCAGUAGUCAUUCACUGCGGUGGCAUCCCUCUUGUCAUCCAAUGCUUAUCCAGUCCUGUUAGGAACACGGUGAAUUAUGCUCUUGGGGCUUUGUAUUAUCUCUGCAAUGCAUCCAACAGGGAACAGAUUUUGAAGCCAGAAGUGGUGGAUAUAAUUGAAAGGUACGCUGCAGCUGGGGAAGUUAGUGUAACCUUCAGCAAUUUGGCUCGGGCAUUUCUAGAUAAGCAUGUAUCUGAACAACUCAUUCAAUAG
Molecule: messenger RNA, 546 nt
Organism: Ilex paraguariensis (yerba mate)
Lineage: Eukaryota; Viridiplantae; Streptophyta; Magnoliopsida; Aquifoliales; Aquifoliaceae
Source: the annotation of a GenBank genome assembly